AUGCAUAUGGCUAAUGAUGAUAAAGAUGAAUUUAUCAGGACCAUUAUUGAUGGCAUAUCAUUUACUACUACUGAAAAUACAAGAAUACCGCAGCAAACACCAUCUUUGGCAGAGACGUUAUUUUUAGGGACUACUUUCUCAAAUUAG
Dentiscutata heterogama is the source of this 147-nucleotide messenger RNA. Lineage: Eukaryota; Fungi; Glomeromycota; Glomeromycetes; Diversisporales; Gigasporaceae. The record is from the annotation of a GenBank genome assembly.